Messenger RNA from Passer domesticus (house sparrow), 4129 nucleotides. It is a transcript of the gene MKLN1, whose product is annotated as muskelin 1. The record is from RefSeq and is a predicted model, not a curated record. The coding region runs from base 29 to 2158 and encodes 709 amino acids. The transcript has 18 exons. Gene Ontology annotation, cellular component: cytoplasm. Gene Ontology annotation, molecular function: protein binding. NCBI's taxonomy places the organism in Eukaryota, Metazoa, Chordata, Aves, Passeriformes, Passeridae.
CGCUGCCGGGGCCGCUGCUGACAACAAGAUGGCGGCGGCGGCGGGUCCGGCGGGCGCUGAGAGUCGCGUGUUGGGCUACAGCCUGCACCGCUGGAGCAGCUUCUCCUCCACCUACCUGCCCGAGAAUAUCUUGGUGGAUAGACCAAAUGAUCAGUCCUCAAGAUGGUCUUCAGAAAGCAAUUAUCCUCCCCAGUAUUUGAUUCUGAAGCUUGAAAGACCUGCCAUAGUCCAGAGCAUCACAUUUGGCAAAUACGAAAAAACACAUGUCUGCAAUUUAAAGAAGUUUAAAGUCUUUGGUGGGAUGAAUGAGGAGAAUAUGACAGACCUCUUAUCCAGUGGCUUAAAGAAUGAUUAUAACAAAGAAACAUUCACCUUGAAGCAUAAAAUUGAUGAACAGAUGUUCCCCUGUCGAUUCAUUAAGAUAGUUCCACUCUUAUCGUGGGGACCUAGCUUCAAUUUUAGUAUCUGGUAUGUUGAACUAAAUGGCAUUGAUGAUCCAGAUGUGGUCCAGCCGUGCCUCAACUGGUACAGCAAGUACCGUGAACAGGAAGCCAUUCGCCUUUGCCUAAAGCAUUUUCGGCAGCACAACUACACCGAGGCUUUCGAGUCGCUGCAGAAGAAAACCAAGAUUGCUCUGGAGCACCCCAUGCUGACAGACCUGCACGACAAACUGGUGUUGAAGGGGGACUUCGAUGCUUGUGAAGAACUGAUAGAAAAAGCUGUGAAUGAUGGCUUGUUCAAUCAGUAUAUCAGUCAGCAAGAGUACAAACCUCGCUGGGGGCAGAUUAUCCCCAAAAGCACCAAAGGUGACGGGGAAGACAGUCGUCCAGGAAUGAGAGGGGGCCAUCAGAUGGUGAUAGAUGUGCAGACAGAAACUGUUUAUUUGUUUGGUGGCUGGGAUGGAACUCAGGAUCUGGCUGACUUCUGGGCAUAUAGUGUGAAGGAAAACCAGUGGACUUGUAUAUCCAGGGAUACUGAGAAAGAGAGCGGUCCCAGUGCCAGGUCCUGUCACAAGAUGUGCAUUGACAUCCAGCGGCGGCAGAUCUACACCCUGGGGCGGUACCUGGAUUCCUCCGUGAGGAACAGCAAGUCCCUGAAAAGCGACUUCUACCGCUACGACAUCGACACCAACACCUGGAUGCUGCUGAGCGAGGACACUGCAGCAGAUGGAGGCCCCAAGCUGGUGUUUGAUCAUCAGAUGUGCAUGGAUUCUGAGAAACACAUGAUCUACACCUUUGGAGGCCGAAUCCUGACCUGCAAUGGCAGUGUGGACGACAGCAGAGCCAGUGAGCCCCAGUUCAGUGGCUUGUUUGCUUUUGACUGUCAGUGCCAGACGUGGAAACUUCUGAGGGAGGAUUCCUGCAACGCCGGACCCGAGGAUAUCCAGUCCCGGAUAGGACACUGCAUGUUGUUCCAUUCUAAAAAUCGCUGUUUAUAUGUAUUUGGUGGCCAGAGAUCAAAGACUUACUUGAACGACUUCUUCAGUUACGAUGUGGACAGCGACCACGUGGACAUUAUCUCAGAUGGCACAAAGAAAGAUUCAGGGAUGGUUCCAAUGACAGGUUUCACUCAAAGGGCCACCAUUGAUCCUGAGCUGAAUGAAAUCCACGUCUUGUCAGGGCUCAGUAAAGACAAGGAGAAGCGGGAAGAGAACGUGAGGAAUUCUUUCUGGAUUUAUGACAUUGUGAGGAACAGCUGGUCUUGUGUCUAUAAGAAUGACCAAGCAGCAAAAGAGAAUCCAGGUAAAAGCCUUCAGGAAGAGGAGCCCUGCCCAAGGUUUGCCCAUCAGCUGGUGUACGAUGAGUUGCACAAGGUUCAUUACUUAUUUGGAGGGAAUCCUGGUAAAUCCUGCUCUCCAAAGAUGAGAUUAGAUGAUUUCUGGUCUCUGAAGCUCUGUCGACCUUCAAAGGAAUACCUGCUAAGACACUGCAAAUACCUCAUCAGAAAGCACAGGUUUGAAGAGAAAGCUCAGACUGACCCUCUUAGUGCACUGAAGUACCUGCAGAAUGAUUUAUAUGUAACCGUGGAUCACUCAGACCCUGAGGAGACAAAGGAGUUUCAGCUUCUUGCCUCAGCAUUAUUUAAGUCUGGCUCGGAUUUCACGACUCUCGGCAGCAGUCACAGCAUCAACCUCAUCAGCUGGGUCACGGCACUGUGAGCGGGAGAUAAAAUGCUCCUAAAGUAUUUACAUGUUUCCUCUUGAAUCUGAAAAUAGAAAAGUCUCUUGCAAGGGCAUCUGAGCUGCUUGUAAAGCUCUCGCCGAAAGGUAAGAGCAGGAAUCUCUUUGUACAAUGUGUGGGAUGUUAAAGCUGUUUUGGGGCAGAGAAGAGGAGCGCAGGGGAGGGAGGAAGGAAAUGCCUCAGUAAAUCUUUUAUUUUUAUUUAUUAUUUUUGGUCUAACAAUUAUGGCUACAGUCUACGAAGGGAAGGGUUAAGGCCAAAGAUGCUCAUUGCUGCAUUUCCUACCUGAUUUUUUUUUUUUUCCAAAAAAAGAAUGUUCUCAACAUUAAAAAAACCAAAAAGUACUGUUUUCUUUUCCUGUGGAAAUAGUUCUUUUAAAUAGGGGAAGGAAAAUCUACUAUAAAAUAUUAGUGGUUUAAAAAUAUGAUGUCUGGAAAAAUAAAUAAAUGUACAAUUCCUAUUCAAAUAUAAAUCACUAUAAGCACUUGCUGAGCAGUUAAUAUCCUCACUGGUCUCUGCUCGGAAAGAUUUAAGGUUACUUGAUCUCAAGCCUCUGUAGGAUUCUCUUGGAAAGUCUUUGGACCUGACUCAUUAAAGCACUUUGGCAUCUCUUUGCUGGGAAGGGGGAAUCUUUAGGCACAUGCCAAAGCCUGGAGAUGCCCUGCCAUGGGUGUCCUUGUGACAACUCCAGCCCUGGUCACAGCAUUGCUGCUGCCCUGUGUUUUCCCUGUGUUUGUUUUCUGGGAAGGACAGAAAUGUGAGGUCAUGGACCUGCUGCUUGUCUGUCAGGGCAGCUGGGAGGCCACACUGCUCACAAGAGCAGUUGUGGAUGUUGAGUCCCCUUCUCUGAGACUCGUGGCUGUGUUAAAGAGCUGAACUUGAUGCUGCCAGAACAGGGACAAAGCUGUGGCACAAAGUUACCUGGGCAAGAGGUGUUUUUCUGCUUCAUGUCAAAUUUUAUUCUCCUACCAGGCUGGCCUUUAGCUUUUUCUUUCUUUUUUUUUUUAUUUUUAAGAUUUUAAAGUUGUUUUUUUUUUUUAUUUUAGUUGUUAUUUCCCCUCCCCUCCAAAAUUACUUCCCCAUAGUGCAGUGCACAGGUAAGUGAAGUGUGCGGAAUACAUUGCUAAUGAAUAGCAGGAAUAUUUACAUACAAAAAUAGAAAGGUUUGAACACUUCAGACUCUCCCCUUCAGUGCAGGACAGAAGGGGGAAGAGCCACUUGUAUCUUCUGCCAGUGCCUGUCCUGUGGCUGAACGAAACACCCCAAUCCCCUCCUUCCUGAGUACUCCCAACUCCUCCACCAGGGUUUCUCCAAACUUCCCAUUGCUUGGCUCUGCUUUUCCCCUCAUUCAGGGCAGCCAUGGGAGCAGAUCCCAGUCGGGUUGACUUGGUGGCAGAGCCCAGAGGAAAUCUCCCCACUGUGCCUUGGUUUAUGGAGAGGAGAAGGGCCUUGCUCUUGUCUGCAGCUCCUCUGGCUUGCAGAGGGUUUGGGACAAGCACCAUCCGCACGCUGGGAGAGGGACUCAGCCAAGUGACCUUCUGGUCCUCGUGUGCUGGAGGAUGAUCCCUGCCUCUGCCAGGGCUGAGCUGCUUCACCAGAGCAAAGGCAUGAACCUCUCCCCAGCCUUUUAGGAGCUGUGGUGAGGAGUCCAGAAAAACCCAGAAAUGGCCUCAGUCCAGCCAUGUCUUUCUUCUCUCCUUUAAAGGCUUCAGCAAAGGGAGACCUGGCUGACAGACCAAGGGCUGCAGGACAAAGCUCAGUCCCAGCUUUGCUGCUGAGCUGGAAGUUGCUCUGCAGGUCUCUGUUAUUUUAGUGGCUUGUGAAGAAGAGCUGGAGGCUGAGCUUUUAAACCUUGAGGACGUGAAACACCAAGGCCACCUGAAUACCACUGAGCUCCCUGGCUCAUGUUCUGCUGCUCCUCUACGUCUUCUGCUGCUCAUGCAGGAAAA